CCGGUAAUGAUUAAGCAUGCAAAGGAAACUUAAAUAGGAUCAAUAUUUGUACCAAGUGUUUCACCGCAAUGGAGUUAAACAUUAUGUACUCGUGGAAAAGGUUAAUAGGGUCGUAAAUUACAAUUCGAUGUGACGUCAAGGGACUUAUCUAAGUAACAACAACGGACUGAAGUCAAAUCCAGAAGGCGCCAUUUUGAAACUUCAAAGGCGUUUCUUCACCUAUUUCUGCCUCUCCUUUUUGCUUGGUGGUUUCCAUCCCAAAGCAUUAUCAUUGCCGGCUUCGGCGGGCGACCUGCAAUCACUGGACGAAACUAUUCCACCUAGUCACUGCGAUUAAAAUUGAGCCGUAAUUUUACGCCUCAAGAGCCAGCAAGAUCGAGGCUCGUUUGCCUGGCGCGGAGCUCCCGGGCGGUUAUGCGACAAAUCGGGCCCGGAUUCGCCACAGACCCAUCCCUGCAGUGACCCGUACCGCUGACCCAGUCAUCGAGAAGCUUACCCCCCACAUCGGCCCCCAGCCCCCUAUUUUACCCCAGUAUCUACUGGACCGGUCUAAAUGGACGGUGAUGGGGAAAAGGUUGUUUUGUAGGAUCCGGAAGACCUCUGUUGUCUUCCCUGGACCUUCGACCGCCUUCUACCUCCUCGUGUUUGCACUUCUUGUUACUUCAGUUCUCUCCGACUCCCGCUGCAGUUUCACUAAGUGUGUUAAAACCUAUGAGCGGGCGGACCGAAGGAUCCGGCGUAUGGACGAUAGAACCCCAACAAAACUCGCCGAACAAACUCGGCAACGGUGCAGAGCACUGAGAAAGUACCGCCGGUGCAUAGACAAGAACCAUUUGCCUUGCAGAGGGAACUUGUUCUUUCAUUCAGUCGAACACAUAAACUCAAGACAGCUUGAGGAAUACAGCUGCACGAACUCUAAGACCAAAAACCCGCCCCGAACCACUGCAACCCCAAGGACAAAGCCUCCACCACAAAACACCACUACCAUGCCACCGAAACGACAUUUUCCAGAAGACGAGGCAGCAGUGGAAGGUGACACUUGUACCUAUACAGGAAAAUCGGCCUUCCGACAUUGUGGUAUGUUCGGUGAUCCACACUUGCGGACAUUCCACGACGAAUUUUUUACCUGCAAUGUUGUAAAAGCGUGGCCGCUUAUAGACAACGAUUACCUCGUAGUCAUGGCAACCAACAUCCCUGUCACCAAUGGCAGCGCCGUCACAGCAACCACCAAGAUCACCGUUCUUAUAAAAGCAUCGAGUCCAUGCACCGAACAGAAGUUCUACCUUGCCAAUAACUCAAAGUUGUCGCCUUCUUUUACCGACGGCACAAUCAGUAGCGGAAGCGUCUCAGUGGACGAGGUCAUCCCUGGCCGGCAUGUCGAAAUCCAAGUUCGUUUCAUCGGAACCACAAUCAUCAUUCGAAAGGUCGGGAGCUUCCUCACAUUCGCUAUACGGAUGCCGCACGAAUUCAUAGAAGGCCUUGAUCCAUCACGACAACUAUGUGUUCAAGGCUGCCCAUCUCGGCAUCGUAUUGAUCUCAAAGCGAGCAAUAAAGGCCACGGAAACACGCUCCUUCCAGGCACGAAAGGCUCAAGGCGAAACGCCGCUAUUCCACCUGUCCCAAAAGCGGAACAAAAGAAAAUAUUCACGGAAGAAGAGGCUCGACAAAAAUGCCAACAGAUAAUGUUGGCUGAAACUAGCCCUAUAGAUGAAGUGGGCAACAAAGAUGGUCAAACUGACUCAGAUGAAGUAAACCAGCUCUCGCAUGCGCAGUCUUCAGCUGCUUUCUCUUCUCUUGUUCCUUCAGAGGACCAGGGACAUCAUCAAAUCAACGGAAAGCAAGUCCCAACCGUACAGCAACUCAUAACUUCAUUGGAUGGAACGAAUAGUGAACCGAAGCGACGAAAGAAACCCGGGGCAAGAAAUCGUCGGCUCGGUCGCGGCAAACACCAUCACAGAAACAGAAAUCGAAAACAUCGGAAGUCGAAAAGAGGUGUAAGCGACGUUCCUCCGUGCCUGGAGGACCAGGACGUCGGCACUUCAAACUUUUACUUCGAUUCGUGCGUUUUUGAUCUCCUGACGACAGGCGAUGUCAAUUUUACGUUAUCCGCAAGAGCGGCUUUAGAAGACGUUCGGAGGACACAUACACUCCGUGACAGUGCUCCGGGAGCAUCUUUAGUGGUCAUUAGGACCUGGGAGCCAUUUGAGCCAAAAGCUCGAAGCAGAGGUUGCACUACAGUGGCGCCGGUUGUGGAAGAGAACCCUACUAGUAGUAGUAGGCGUAGUCAAGCCAACAGAUUCGUGAUUCUGCUUUGUGCAGUACUGACUUGUGUUUUCAUAAACGGCUGGAGUUCUUGCAACGACUCUGUUAAGAAAACACAUACAAACGUUCGUUGCGUAACUAAAGGCCAAAUGAGCCCCCUUUUAAAUCAUGAAGACUUUUUCAGGACUACUCCAUUAAACUGCAUAAAAUCGUAGCACCCGGCGUUUUAUAUUUUUGUUUUUGUUUUACUUUUUCACCUCAAUUGCAAUACUUUACUUCUCGAAAUCGAUGUUUUUCGUUUCGUCAAUGUUCGUUCUGUUGCUGCUACCCUGCUUAGCUUAAAGCAGAUGCGCGGCUCUCGUUGAACGUAAUUCUAUGCCAGUGAAAGGUGUAAUUCGUCGUGAAGCGUAUAUUUUCUGAUAACGCGGUUUAUCUGCCGCGCCUAUUCGCCCAGUCUUCAAAUGCAUGGCCUUUGAAAACAUAGACGCACCCUCGAUCGCCUCUUCGUUCCAAAAGACCGCCCCCUUUCAUCAUGAAAUUCAAGUUAAUACAGCUGAUACAGUAACUGGAUCGCAUAUCCAGCUUACCUACAAAAACAGCAUCUCUUGAACUCAGAAGGUGCUUUAUCUUUUUCUUUUUUACUUUUCUUUGUUUUUUUUUUGUUUGUUCCUACUCGUUACGUCAAAACAAUAAAGUAUACGUUCCAAUCCAA
This is a messenger RNA of Ciona intestinalis (vase tunicate), 2974 nucleotides long. Its product is annotated as repulsive guidance molecule A. Gene Ontology annotation, cellular component: plasma membrane. Lineage: Eukaryota; Metazoa; Chordata; Ascidiacea; Phlebobranchia; Cionidae. Gene Ontology annotation, biological process: BMP signaling pathway. Gene Ontology annotation, molecular function: coreceptor activity. The record is from RefSeq and is a predicted model, not a curated record.